Myodes glareolus (Bank vole) is the source of this 1891-nucleotide messenger RNA. The record is from RefSeq and is a predicted model, not a curated record. Lineage: Eukaryota; Metazoa; Chordata; Mammalia; Rodentia; Cricetidae.
GUGGCUUAGCUUCACAGUUUCACCCCUGGUCUCAGAAGGAGAACUAAAGUCCUCACCUACAAGGAAAAGUCAGAGAGCAGAGUUUUUGGAAGAAAAGAACAAUGGACCUGAUUCUAAACCUUUCCAGGGAAACAUGGGCACUGCUGGCUACCAUCCUGGUGCUCCUCUACCUGUAUGGAACCUCUUCACAUGGACUGUUUAAGAAGUUAAGGAUUCCUGGCCCCAAACCUCUGCCUUUUGUUGGGACAAUGCUUGAAUACAGAAAGGGUAUAUCGAUAUUCGAUGUAGAAUGCCGAAACAAGUAUGGAGAUAUGUGGGGGCUAUAUGAGGGACUGCAACCUGUUUUGGUCAUUGCAGAACCAGGCUUGAUAAAAAACGUGCUAGUGAAGGAAUUUUAUUCUAUCUUCACAAAUAGGCAGACUCUUGGUCCAGGUGGACUUAUGAAAAGAGGUAUCACUAGGUCUGAGAAUGAAGAAUGGAAGAGACUUCGAACAUUGUUGUCUCCAACCUUCUCCAGUGGAAAACUGAAAGAGAUGUUCCCCAUCAUCCAGCAUUAUGGAGAUUCACUGGUGAAACACAUUGGUCAGAAGGCAGAGAAAGGCAAGCCUGUUAACAUGAAAGAGAUCUUUGGAGCCUACAGCAUGGAUGUGAUUACUAGCACCACAUUUGGAGUGGAGGUGGAUUCCCUCAACAAUCCCCAGGAUCCCUUUGUGAGAAACACCAAAAAGCUUUUAAAUUUUGGCAUUUUCAAUCCAUUGCUUUUCUCUACAGCACUCUUUCCAUUCCUUAAAGGACUAUAUGACAAACUUAAUAUCUGCAUUCUUCCUAAUGAUGCUACAAGUUUUUUGCAAAAUUUUGUGAAUAAAGCAAAAAAAGAUCGACUGGAAGAUAACCAGAAGCGCCAAGUGGAUUUUCUUCAGCUGAUGAUAAACUCCCAGAAUUUGAAAGACAUGGAGAACCAUAAAGCUCUUUCUGAUACGGAGAUCAUGGCCCAAUCAAUCAUAUUUAUUUUUGCCGGCUAUGAGACUACAAGCACUACUCUUUCCUUUAUAAUGUAUUUACUGGCAACUCAUCCUGAUGUCCAAAAGAAACUCCAGCGUGAGAUUGAUUUAGCCCUACCCAAGAAGGCACCUGCCACUUAUGAAGCCCUGCUAGAAAUGAAAUAUCUUGACAUGGUAGUGAGUGAAACUAUGAGAUUAUAUCCAGUUGCUAACAGGGUUAGCAGAAUCAAUAAGACAGAUGCUGAAAUCAAUGGUAUGCUCAUUCCCAAAGGGACUGUGGUGAUUAUACCUGUCUUUGCUCUACAACGAGAUCCAAAAUACUGGCCAGAGCCUGAGGAGUUUCGUCCUGAAAGGUUCAGCAAGGAAAAUAAAGAUAGAAUUAAUCCUUACACAUACCUGCCUUUUGGAUAUGGGCCUAGACAGUGCAUUGGCAUGAGGUUUGCUCUCAUUAACAUGAAACUUGCUAUUGUCAAAAUCCUGCAGAACUAUUCCCUGCUGCCUUGUGAAGAAACAGAGGUUCCCUUGAAAUUAAAAAAGACAUUGCUUCUUACUCCAGAAAAACCUAUUGUACUGAAGAUUAUAUCAAGAAAUUGAGACAUAAAUGAAGCUUGAUUUUUAUCUCAAGUUCUGAUUUGUUCUUCAAAGAGUGCAUACCUGGAUUUUAUUUACUCCUAAAGAAAAGUUAGAUGAAUAUAACUUUAAUCUACCACAUUUCAUGACAGAAUCUUCAAUUGUUUUUCAUUGUCUUGAUAGAUUCUUGUUUCUUGUGUAUGAAGGGAAAAUGAUUAUUUAGCAAUCCAUAUGUUCUUUCAUAUAAAAGUUUUCCCAUACCCAAAAUAGUGGUAUGUGUCAUUUCAAUUCUGAUUAAAAAUUUUUAUUAAUUUUGUUAA